AUGGUAUUAGAGGCAACUGUUAUAACCAUUGAUAAUUCUGAAUACUCAAGGAAUGGAGAUUUCCCCAGAACGAGGUUCGAAGCACAGAUCGAUGCUGUUGAAUUCAUCUUUCAGGCAAAACGUAACAGUAAUCCCGAAAAUACUGUAGGCCUAAUUUUAUCAGCAGGUUCUAAUCCAAGAGUUUUAUCCACAUUUACAUCAGAAUUUGGUAAGAUCUUAUCAGGUUUGCACGAUACUCAUAUUGAAGGAUCCAUUCAUCUAGGGACAGCCAUUCAAAUUGCUGCAUUAACGUUAAAACACCGCCAAAAUAAAGUUCAGCAUCAACGAAUCGUUGUAUUUGUAUGCUCCCCCAUCCAAGAUGACAGACAAGAAUUGAUGAAGUUAGCCAAAAAGCUAAAAAAGAAUAACAUUGCAGUAGACAUUAUCAAUUUUGGUGAAAUAGAACAUAAUACAGCCAUCGUAGAGGAAUUCAUCGAGACUGUAAACAAUUCUCAAGAAGAGAGCAGUCAUUUAUUGAAUAUACAACCAGGCCCAAGAUUACUAUAUGAACACAUUGCAGGGUCUCGUAUAAUUCUAGAAGAAGGUGCUGCCGGUGGUAGUGGAUUCGAUGGUGAUAGUGCGGGAGGUGAUAAUGGAUUUAUGGACUUCGGUGUUGAUCCUUCAGUAGAUCCAGAAUUGGCAAUGGCAUUACGUCUAUCUAUGGAAGAAGAACAACAGAGACAGGAAAGGUUGAGACAACAACAAGAACAACAGGAACAACAGCAGCAGCAGCAAGAAAGUCAGGGGCAAGGACAAGAACAAGAGCAGGAGAAUAAAUCUUAG
Molecule: messenger RNA, 822 nt
Organism: Zygosaccharomyces rouxii
Lineage: Eukaryota; Fungi; Ascomycota; Saccharomycetes; Saccharomycetales; Saccharomycetaceae
Gene: RPN10
Product: proteasome regulatory particle base subunit RPN10
Exons: 1
Coding region: 1-822 (273 amino acids)
Biological process (GO): proteasome-mediated ubiquitin-dependent protein catabolic process
Cellular component (GO): proteasome regulatory particle, base subcomplex; nucleus; cytosol
Molecular function (GO): polyubiquitin modification-dependent protein binding
Source: RefSeq, a predicted model, not a curated record